AUGGCGGAGCAAGAAAUGAACGAAAUCAAGGAGAGAAUGAAACUCGCCAAGAUCAUCGACUUGGAGGACCCAACUCUGGAGGGAAACACUGAGCAUGUAGCUGGCACUGGCGACACCCACAACGUCCGACAACAUACUACUAGCAACGAGCAAUAUGCUGGCACGGGCAAGCUAUCCUCUUUUGAAGAAAACAUCAAGGGCGCCUGGGCCAAGCCAACCAAAUCCGAGGUCACAAUGGACGUUCAAGGCACUGCUGACCGAUCCGGCAAGUCAAAGCUGAGCCCCUUCGAAGCCAAUACCAUCGGAGCCUUCAUCGAGAACGCCAAGUCCAAGCGCUCUAUGGAUGAGAAGAUCAAGGCAGAACAAGACGGAGAGCACAAGCUGAGCGCUUUUGAAGCCAAUCUCAAGGGUGCCUUCACAAAGAAAGCCAAGACCAAGUUCUCUUACGACGGACAAGUCAAGGCAGAAUUGUCUAGCCAUAUCAACGAUGAAGUUUCUAGUGAUGGUCGCAAGCCUAUGACCGAGUACCUGUCGAGAUAUGGGUGCAAACUAUGCACUCCCGUUGCUACUUGUAUUACUCACUCCGGUUUUCCUCCUGGACUCCUCUCUGAUCAAGACCUCGACCUCAAUCGCCGCAUUGAAGAACACCUGUUUCGUGGUAGAGAACCAUCUAUCAUCGGAAAGCAAGAAGGAGAACCUCGCGAAGCCAUUGACAUGUCGAAGAACGAGGCCAAGAUGCACACCGAAAAGGGUAUCUUCUGUUGCGAGGGUGGUCCCAAGUACUAUGAGCGAGGAUCGUCUGCAUGGAUGGCAAUUCCCCAGCUGUCAGGCGACAAGCACAGCGACAUCAAAGGUUUCAUGGAAGCUGUUAACGCUGGUGAUGUUCGCUAUGCCAUCGGAGAGCUUAUGCCAGAGGAGAUGAAGAAGAUCACCAUGGUGAUUAAGGUUAACGUUCGGGAGAACUUCGAAGACAUCGACACUAUCCUGUUCGCACCCACUGCUGAGUUCGCCGCCAAUCCUGACAAGAAGUUUACGGCAUUCGCCAAGUUGGAUAAGCCGCAGCGCUUUGAAAAUGCCGGCGAGCGAUCCUACCUGGCCUUCUUCUGCAAGUCUCACCGAAAGCACGUUCGGGUUGGCGUUCAUCGUAUCAAGUGGUCCAGCACGCGAUCUUGGGCUCGGUGGGAGAAUGAUGCGCUGGAUGAUUUGAUGGGCCAUCCCAAGAAGGAAGUUAACAACUUCGGACAGCCGCCCUCUCCCUUCUUCGGACUUUGAAUGUACAGUACACAUCGUAUCUGGGCGUCUGGCGCUGGGAAGAUGGAUCAGAAUGGGUUGCUUACAUUCCCCUUUACACACCUAGCUGAGCAGAGGAUAGAGUGAGUAGAG
Molecule: messenger RNA, 1383 nt
Organism: Hyaloscypha bicolor E
Lineage: Eukaryota; Fungi; Ascomycota; Leotiomycetes; Helotiales; Hyaloscyphaceae
Exons: 5
Coding region: 1-1272 (423 amino acids)
Source: RefSeq, a predicted model, not a curated record